UUCCUUCUCUCUCUCCUCUGUGCCUUUUUGAAGGCUUGAGAGCAGAAAUCGCUUAAAUGCGCCAUUUCACCAUUCCUGAGACCUCCAUGGCCGAAACUCGCGCACCCCAUGUCCUCAUACCUCCUUCUCUUCAACAUAGAACAACCCAUUUCUUGAUCAAAUCUAUUCUCCAUUUUUAGCUCUCUUGAUCGCUUUCAUUCCCUUAACCCACCAUGAAAAUCUGUUCAUUCUUUCAUAGCUUCCAUUUCUUCCUGUUUUUGUUGCUGUCUUACUCCAAAACUUAAAUACCCUUCUCUAAUGGUGAAGGGUAUCCUCUAGCUUGACCUUCCUUCUCUGUUCUUUUUCCUCUGUUUUUCUCUCUGUUUUUCUCUCUGUUUUGUGGGUUUUCGCCAUGGAGAAUGAUACCAUCCGUAAAGCUUGUGCUUCUUCAUGGGAGAAUGGUCGAUGUUUGGAUGAAGAAGCAAAAAGAUCUCCACUUUACAUGGCUACUUUCGGGAAAUAUAAGAUGCGGAGUAACAUGCUUCCAUCGGCUUCGGCUCGAGACUUGAGAUGUUUCGACCUCGAAAGUGAGCAACGUGAUGCAUUGUCUCCUAGAGGAGUUUUGGAAGCCAGUUUACAGAGUUCGGAAUUCGAUCACGAUUCUUCACAUGAUAGUUACCCCGAAUCGGAGGUUCAAUGUUCACAAUCACUUUCUCACUGGAAAAAGUUCUUCAAAUCAUGGAAGAAACGCUCGUUUAGACGUCUAGCCUCUUUUCCGCCCCUUGGGGUGCUGAAGAUAUCAAGAAGAGGGAACAGAAGCGAGCAAGAUAACCCGGGGCUAAGCGACUUGUACAAGUUCAAGUCCUCGUUGGGAAACUUCACGUUCUCGGAGCUCCAAACUGCCACUAACAAAUUUAGCCAGGCGAAUUUGAUCGGAAAAGGUGGUUACGCCGAGGUUUACAAGGGUCGUUUACAAAAUGGGCAGCUGAUAGCAGUGAAGAAGCUGAAUAGAGGAGCGCCUGAUGAGAGAACUGCUUGUUUCUUAUCCGAGCUUGGUAUCAUAGCUCAUAUCGAUCAUCCGAACACUGCUAAACUGAUCGGUUGUUGCAUCGACCGAGGCAUGCACCUCGUUUUCAAAUUAUCUCCAAAUGGAAGUUUAGGAUCUUUUCUCCAUGGUCCGAACGCGAGCAAACUUGAUUGGCGUAAACGAUACAAGAUCGCUCUUGGUACGGCCGACGGUCUGCUGUAUCUCCAUGAUUAUUGUCAGAGGCGUAUCAUUCAUCGAGAUAUCAAGGCCGAUAACAUUCUACUUACAGAAGAUUUCGAACCUCAGAUUUGUGAUUUCGGCCUUGCAAAAUGGCUACCCAAACAGUGGACUCACUACAGCGUGUCGAAAUUCGAAGGCACAUUCGGAUACUUCGCUCCUGAAUAUUUCAUGCAUGGGAUCGUUGACGAGAAAACUGACGUUUACUCGUUCGGAGUUCUACUUCUAGAGCUCCUAACUGGUCGUCGAGCUUUAGACGAACUGUGUCAAAGCCUCGUCCUUUGGGCAAAGCCUCUCUUAGAUACCAACAAUCCUGAGGAGGUCAUUGAUCCUGCUCUCAUUAAAAGCUACGACCUCGAAGAGGUCGAACGUGUGAUUUUGACUGCGUCUCUAUGCAUUGAGCAGUCUCCCAUUCUCCGACCUCGAAUGAGUCAGGUUGUCAUUCUGCUACGAGGCGACAAAUACGUAGCGGAGUGUGAAAAGAACACGAGGGUGUCGCUGCAACGAACGUACUCGGAAGAGCUGUUGGACGCUCAAGAAUACAACAAGACGAGGUACCUAAGCGAUCUUAAGAAACACAGGCAGCUUGCUUUGGGGUGUUGAAAGUGAAGUUGAAGUAUUCACCUAAAGAAAGAAGCUGCAAAAGCAAUGUGUUAGUGUUAAGUUAACAGAGUUACUCUAAUUUAGUGGAUCAAUUGCCAAACAGCACCUUAGGCCUUGUAUUUGUGCUGCUGCUGCUGCACUGUUUCUCAAUACACAUUAACAAACAUUAAGCUGUUUCAAUGAAAGGUGAAGUUUCGACUUUUGUUUA
Molecule: messenger RNA, 2054 nt
Organism: Cucurbita moschata (crookneck pumpkin)
Lineage: Eukaryota; Viridiplantae; Streptophyta; Magnoliopsida; Cucurbitales; Cucurbitaceae
Product: receptor-like cytosolic serine/threonine-protein kinase RBK2
Exons: 9
Coding region: 392-1846 (484 amino acids)
Biological process (GO): protein phosphorylation
Molecular function (GO): ATP binding; protein kinase activity
Source: RefSeq, a predicted model, not a curated record